GCGGAAUACGAGUUCAUAUUCUAAACUGCCUGGUUUGAGUUCUACAUAUUUUUUUAGCUGUUUAGUUCUAUGUUUUAGUUUAUUUCGCUUAAUAGCAAAUCACCAUGUCGGUGGCGUUUGCACCUCACAGGCAACGUGGAAAGGGUGAUAUAACACCCACUGGAAUUCAGAAGUUACUGGAUGAAAACAAUCAGUUGAUUCAAUGUAUAAUGGACUUCCAGAGCAAAGGAAAGACAGCAGAAUGUUCACAGUACCAGCAGAUGCUCCACAGAAAUUUAGUUUACCUGGCCACAAUAGCAGACUCCAAUCAGAACAUGCAGUCUCUGCUCCCUGCUAAGUGUGACUCCCCUACUCCCCCAGAGGUAAAGCUUGAACCUCCUACUCAGAACAUGCCCAUGGGCCCUGGUGGGAUGAACCAGAGCGGAGUGCCGGGCCCCCAGCCCCCCCACGGACACAACAUGCCCUCUGAGGGCAUGGUCAGUGGCGGACCCCCAGCCCCACACAUGCAGAGCCAGAUGAACGGACAGAUGCCUGGGCCUAAUCACAUGCCCAUGCAGGGCCCUGGGCAGGGUCCCAACCAGCCCCCCAACAUGCCCGGCAGCGGCUCCAUGAACAUGCCCCCCAGCAGCCAUGGCUCUAUGGGCGGCUACAACCAUGCUGUGCCCUCCUCUCAGAGCAUGCCUGCCCAAGGCCAGAUGAACAUGACCCAAGGACCCAUGGGUAACUACGGCCCCCGGCCCAACAUGAACAUGCAGGCUAACCAAGGCCCCAUGAUGCACCAGCAGCCUCCCUCCCAGCAGUACAACAUACCCCCUGGAGGUGGCGGGCAGCACUACCAGGGCCAGCAGAACCCCAUGGGCAUGAUGGGCCAGGGGAACCACGUGAUGGGGCAGAGGCCCAUGCCCCCUUACAGACCCCCACAGCAAGGACCCCCUCAGCAGUACCCAGGGCAGGAAGACUACUAUGGGGACCAGUACAGUCACGCAGGACAGGGAGCCUCAGAAGAGCGAGACCCAGCAGCCAACCAACAGUCCCCCUAUGAAAAAGAUAAUGAGCGAGACCCAGCAGCCAACCAACAGUCCCCAUAUGAAAAAGAUCAUGGUAAUGCCCAGUAUGGCCAGCAGCAGGAGGCCUACCAGCAAGGUCCUCCCCAGCAGCAGGGCUACCCCCCACAGCAGCAGUACCCUGGACAGCAGGGCUACCCUGGACCGCAACAGGGCUACGGUCCGUCCCAGGGAGCCCCAGGCCAGUACCCCCAGGGUUACCCCCAGGGUCAGGGGCAGCAGUACGGGGCCUACCGGGGCCCCCAGCCCGGCCCCCCUCAGGCCCAGCAGCAACGCCCAUACCCAGGCUACGAUCAGGGUCAAUAUGGAAAUUACCAGCAAUGAGAGAUGGCCAUGGCAGUCACUGUCAGUCACCAAGAGCCCUGCUCUGACCUCUAACCUCUGACCUCUGUACAACUGUUAUCUGGACUUUUAUAACGGCUGCAGCUCACAGAGACGCCCACAUACACACACACACACACACUUUGCCCUCUGUCUGGGACUUAUGUAAUGAGAUGAUUGUGUUCACUUCCAUUUCUCCCCUUCUAGUCUGAGUUAAGUCUCAAAGCAGCAAUGCCUUAAAACCAAACAGAGCUGCCUUAUCCAGAGCACUGCAGAUUUCGAAAAGGGCAAAAAAUUACCCGGAAAAUUAAUUUUGUCUAGAUCAGAGGACAGAAGUGUACAGAACUGAACACUCUUGUAGGGCAAUUUUUCUCCAUCCAAUAGCCCCCUGUUCAUAAGAAGCAAUAAUGCCAAUGAGAAGUGGAGGGGUGGGACGGGGAUGGUGAGGGAGGAGAUUUUACACCAGAAACAAAAUUCUGUACGGCUAUGUUAUAUGUCAAGGUCAACAUAUGUGAUGAUGUAAACAUGUAUUUUAUGAUUUUUAGAUGGAGCUAAUUUUGUAUAAGAAUUUGGAGUACUGUUGAAUAUAGUUUCUGUUUUCCUCCUGAACUGUUAUGUCUCUUGAUGUAAGUUGUGAUUAACAUUGUUUUCAUUUGCUA
Messenger RNA from Oncorhynchus masou masou (cherry salmon), 2044 nucleotides. RefSeq names its product protein SSXT-like. The record is from RefSeq and is a predicted model, not a curated record. The transcript has 13 exons. Gene Ontology annotation, molecular function: transcription coactivator activity. Bases 105 to 1388 code for a protein of 427 amino acids. NCBI's taxonomy places the organism in Eukaryota, Metazoa, Chordata, Actinopteri, Salmoniformes, Salmonidae.